AUGCCAAAAGUCUUCCACUCGUCCCGUGCAAGGACAGGCCGACUCGUUCACCUCAUUCCAGACGAAAUCGCACAAGAGGAGCCCCAGCACACUCUCUUUGCCUACGCGAAAGGAACAAGCCCAAAAGAUGGCUUUGUUGACGUGUCCGCAGAGCGAUUCGCCAACGCAGUGAAUCGAACUAGUUGGUUCCUGGAGACUCUACUCGGAAAGCCCAAAGGGUUUGAAACGGUUGCCUACAUGGGACCAAAUGACAUACGUUAUUUCCUCCUCAUGUUCGGCGCAAUCAAGGUCGGCUACCAGAUGCUGUUCUUAUCCCCGCGCAACAGCAUCGAAGGCCAUGUCAAUAUUCUUAAUGUCAUGGAAUGUCGCAUCUUUCUGAAUGGCAACGGCACCGAUGUUGAAGACAUCCGAAGUCGUCGGAUCAUGGCCAAUGCUGUGGUACCCGAGCUCGGCGAGUUGCUUGAUCCGACUCAAGUUCCCAUCUAUCCGUACACAAAGACGUUCGAGGAGGCCAAAAUGGACCCAGGACUCGUGCUCCACACUACAGGCUCUACAGGGUUGCCCAAGCCCAUCGUCUGGAGGAAUGGCACCCUAAGCACAUACGAGGCAUGGCGCACAAUUCCCCACGUCGACGGAUAUGUGCCGACCACGGAGGUAUAUAGCACAGCCAGAAGGGCCUACACAUCCAUGCCCUUGUUCCAUACGAGCGGGCUGAACGCUGGCAUAACCUGGUCGCUGCUAUGUGGCGUUACUCUGGUCUACGGAUCGCCUCAUGUUGUGCCCAAUUCACAAUAUGUAGACGAGAUGCACAGAUACGCUGGGGUUGAUGCUUCUAUGGGCGCUCCGUCACUGUACGAAGAGCUGAGCCGCGAUGAGCAUGCUUUGGCUCACAUAAAUCGUCUGGAGUAUGUUAUUGCCAGUGGUGCUCCGCUAUCUCAGACAGCCGGAAACCUCAUCUCCGAGCACACCAGGGUCAUCUCCAAUCUGGGAUCGACAGAGACAGCCUGCUUGCAGAGACUUGCGCCUGACAUCAAUGAUUGGUCCUACUUCUACUGGCAUCCCACGCAUUCGGGAAUAGAGAUGCGUGAGUAUUCUCCGGGGCUCUACGAGCUGUUCCUGGUGCGAGUCCCGGGCCUAGAGGUGUAUCAAGGUAUCUUCAUGAACUUCCCCAAGCUCACCGAAUGGUCAAUGAGCGACCUCUACGAGCGUCAUCCGGAUCCUCAAAAGCCCUUCUUGUACCGCUAUGUCGGGCGCAAAGACGACGUGAUUGUGUUGAGUAAUGGUGAGAAGGUAUCACCUGCCCUUAUGGAGGCUUCAUUGCAGAGCAGUCCCUUGGUGAAGGGUGCCAUGGUGGUGGGUCGUGCCAAGUUCCAGCCCGCCGUCCUGAUCGAGCUUAACGACAAGCCACCGCAGUCAGUAAGAGAACGCCAGGACGUUGUGAGGCAGCUGAUUCCAUUUCUCAAUGAGGCAAACACGCACGCACCGGCCCAUGGCCAAUUGGAUCAGUACCACAUUCUAUUCGCCGAUCCUGAGCGCCCUGUGCACUACCUCGGACAAGGAAAGAUUCAGAGAAUACGGACCUAUGCACUUUAUGAGCGGGACAUUGAGAGGCUGUACCGGUCUAUUGAUGAUUUGGAAGACCACAUCACCAUCAUGGAGAAUCGGCCACGCCUGGAGCUCACGGCUUCUGAUGCAAUUGUGAGCUGGCUCGAAAAUCUCCUGAAAGACAUUACGGGCUUCCAGAAGAUAGCAGCCGAUCAAGACCUAUUCGAAUCAGGGGUAGAUUCACUCCACGUCAUUCGCGUGGCACGCGAGCUCAGGUUCCAGGCCAAGAGGGAGGGCCUGGCGGCUAGGCUGAAGUCCUUCUCUCCAAAGGACAUCUACGCUCACCCGAACCUGAACGAUCUUGCCGCUCGCAUUCUAGAAUACAUCAACAGGCCGCCCGAAGCAAAUGGUCGCCGGCAUAGCCAGGGGCACGAGGCAGACACAGCGACAGACCACAAGGCCUCGAUCGAGGAUGCCGAGCGCCUUCUGCACAAAUACAUCAAGGCAUUGCCCAGAUCGGAAAAGCGUACUCCAGGCUUAACCCCUGAGCGGAACAUCACUGUCCUCCUCACUGGAAGUACCGGAUCACUGGGUUCGUAUAUUCUCGAUGCCCUUUACCGAGACAGCAACGUUGCACGUAUCAUCUGCCUCAACCGUUCCUCUACGGCCGAAGAGAAACACGCCCAGAGCUGCGUUCAACGGGGCCUGGCUUCAAUCAGCGGCUCGCGCGUGCAGUUUCUCAAGGCGAGUCUUGCCCUGCCCAAGCUAGGGCUCGAGGAUGCCCAGUAUGCUCAAGUCGUCAAUAAUGUGACUCACAUCAUUCACAAUCAAUGGCCGGUAAACUUCAAUUGGAAAGUCGGUUCCUUUGAGCCAUACAUUCAAGGGGUCACCAACCUGGUUCAUCUCUCAAGCGUAUCCAAGCACAACGCUUUCAUCCUCUUCGUCUCGAGCGUGUCGGCCGUCGGAUCCUGGAAGGGUCCUGGACCUGCUCCCGAACAAGCCAUGGAUAACCUCAGUGUCGCGGCGCCAAUGGGAUACGGACAGUCCAAACUCAUCUCCGAAUGCCUUCUGGCGGAGGCUUCGAGGAGGUCAGCUGUGCGGUCCGCGUCUUGUCGCGUUGGCAUUAUAGCCGGCCCAGUCGAGAGUCAAUUAGGCUUGUGGAAUCCCCACGAGUACAUCCCAUCAAUCAUCAUCUCUUCUGCGUACCUCGGCGUUUUGCCUGCAACAUUUCCGUCGCGUGACCGUGUGGACUGGGUCCCCGUCGACAAGGUAUCCGGAGCACUCAUUGAGGUGCUCCUCUCUUGCUCGAAAAAGCAACAACCUGAUCACGUAUCUCUAUCUGCGGAUGUUUUUCACAUCGUCAACCAGGACGUGAUAUCCUGGAGCGACCACCUGAUGCCUGGGGUUGCCAACCUAUACGCGCAAGAAUCCACGAAUGUCAAGCUUGUGCCCUUCGACAAGUGGGUCGAGGUCCUGAAGAGGAGUGCGGACGCGUCGUCGCUCGAUGUGGAGCGAAACCCCGCUAUACGCCUUCUGGACUUCUAUCUUGGAGUAUCGGGCACUGACAAGGUUCCCCGAGCGUUGGCAUCCGAAAGAGCGCGGCAGGUCAGCAAAACGCUGAGGAACGUUGGACCCUCGCGGAAGACCUGGCAGUAA
Molecule: messenger RNA, 3201 nt
Organism: Diaporthe amygdali
Lineage: Eukaryota; Fungi; Ascomycota; Sordariomycetes; Diaporthales; Diaporthaceae
Exons: 7
Coding region: 1-3201 (1066 amino acids)
Source: RefSeq, a predicted model, not a curated record